This is a messenger RNA of Nerophis ophidion (straightnose pipefish), 1704 nucleotides long. It is a transcript of the gene rdh12, whose product is annotated as retinol dehydrogenase 12. The transcript is spliced from 7 exons. Lineage: Eukaryota; Metazoa; Chordata; Actinopteri; Syngnathiformes; Syngnathidae. The coding region runs from base 88 to 1044 and encodes 318 amino acids. The record is from RefSeq and is a predicted model, not a curated record.
CUUCCCACAAUCCCCUUCCCGCGUCAUCGCUGGCCUCAUCAGCUGUUGAGCUAGCAAGCAGUGCAGCAGCGUCCUGCAGCUCCAAAGAUGUGGUUUUUAAUAUUGGUCGCCGUCGUCGGCUUGGCGACAUUGCUGGUGGUUUUAUUCGCGCCGCACAUACGAAGCUAUGCAGCAGGAGGAAGGUGCAAGUCCCUGGCUCGCCUGGACGGGAAGACGGUCCUCAUCACUGGGGCCAACACCGGCAUCGGCAAGGAGACGGCCCUGGACCUGGCAACCCGAGGAGCGCAGGUGAUCAUGGCGUGUCGGGACGUGGACAAAGGCGAGGAGGCGGCCGCCAGCAUCAGGCUCUCGUAUCCCGAAGCACGCCUGGAGGUGCGGGGGCUGGACCUGGCCGACACCUGCUCCAUACGAUCUUUCGCGCAGCAAUUCCUGACAGACUUCACGCAGCUUCACGUCCUGGUCAACAAUGCAGGAGUCAUGAUGUGUCCCUACACCAAAACCAACGACGGCUUCGAGAUGCACAUCGGCGUCAACCACUUGGGUCACUUCCUGUUGACCUCCCUCCUCAUCGGCCUGUUGAAGCGCAGCGCUCCAUCCAGGAUCGUGGUGGUGUCGUCCCUGGCGCACAACUUCGGCUGGAUCCGCCUCCACGACCUGCACAGCCAGGGCAGCUACAACAGCGGCCUGGCGUACUGCCAGAGCAAGCUGGCCAACGUGCUCUUUGCCCGGGAGCUUGCUCGCCGCCUGAAAGGCUGCAACGUGACCGUCAACUCCGUCCACCCCGGCACGGUGAACUCUGACCUGACCAGGCACUCCACCCUGAUGAUGAUCCUCUUCGGCUUCUUCUCCAUCUUUCUGAAGACGCCUCGUGAGGGCGCCCAGACCAGCGUCUACUGCGCCGUGGCCGAGGAGCUGCACGCCAUCUCUGGAAAACACUUCAGCGACUGCACCCCCGCCUUCGUGGCCCCCCAGGGGCGGAGCGAGGAGACCGCCAGGAGACUGUGGGACGCCAGCUGCGAGCUCCUCGGCAUCCAGUGGGACUGACGGGCCCAAGCUCCGCCCACCAUCCUUCUCUGACGGUGUAACCGCGCUCACAGUAUCAUCGCCUCUGACCUUUGACCUCAGAAAUGACACAGUCAGCAUAAAAAAUCCAACUCUGUCUCGGGGAGCAGGAAGCAGCAGCAUCGUUCUCUUAAUGUGAAUUUAACUGACAGUAUUUUGGUGCCAAGCAGAAGCAAAAAAAAAUUAUAUAUAUGAAGUUGUGAUGUAUUUUAGUUGAGGAUUGUUGACAUGCAGCGGCGGUCUAAACAGGGUCAAGAAGAACGGUGUUCAUCAUCUUUGCAUCCAAACUGCUUCACGUUUGUGCCGUGAUGCUUAUUUACAUCUCCAGGGCUUUUCUUACACCUCUUCAAGACCACAGCCAGCUAAGCCGAUACAUGUUAUUUUCUAAAGAAAAGCAAAGCAAUAUAUAUAUACAUAUAUAUAUAUAUGAAACGAUGAUUUUUCUAUAUAAAACACGCCAUCGCCAUGUUUCCUGGUCAGCGUCGGUGCAACACGUGCAAAGAGUUUACAUUUGCUUUUGUACAAGUGGGACUUAAUUGCCUUUUUACAAAAACCUGAUGUUCAUGUGCAGAGUUGAAUGUUUACAUUUCACGGAAAUAAACAAAUAAUCUGCCUUUGUCCAUGCUUGAAAAAGGAAACAAG